This is a messenger RNA of Leptonychotes weddellii (Weddell seal), 577 nucleotides long. Lineage: Eukaryota; Metazoa; Chordata; Mammalia; Carnivora; Phocidae. The record is from RefSeq and is a predicted model, not a curated record.
GGAGGGGGAGGAGCUUCAGGAGGCGGCCGCGCGGCCUGCUCCGACCUGCGGGACCCGUGGCCGCAUGGCUUCGGUGUCCGCUGCGGCCCUAUCGGGCCGCGGGGCCCGGAACCUGCUGCAGUUCCUGCGGCUGGUGGGGCAGCUCAAGAGAGUCCCCCGGACUGGCUGGGUAUACAGAAAUGUGGAGAGGCCAGAGAGUGUAUCAGAUCACAUGUACAGGAUGGCAGUUAUGGCUCUGGUCACCAGAGACGACCAUCUCAACAAGGACCGAUGUGUACGCCUAGCCCUGGUUCAUGAUAUGGCAGAAUGCAUCGUUGGGGACAUAGCACCAGCAGAUAACAUCCCCAAAGAAGAAAAACAUAGGCGAGAAGAGGAAGCUAUGAAGCAGCUAACCCAGCUCCUCCCAGAGGAUCUCAGAAAGGAACUUUAUGAACUUUGGGAAGAGUAUGAGACCCAGUCAAGUGCAGAAGCCAGGUUUGUGAAGCAGCUGGACCGAUGUGAGAUGAUUCUUCAGGCCUCCGAGUAUGAGAACCUGGAGAGCAAACCUGGGAGGCUGCAGGACUUCUAUGAUUCCACG